UGAAUUCUCCAUCGAUUAAGUUCAAAUUUUAUAUUUUGAAUAUUACGAAAUUAUUUUUGUUCAAUUGUGGGAUAUUUGUAUUUCGGCUAUAAAUCUGUAUGUUUUCAACCGGAACAUUUGUGUUUUAACUGAUUAUAUCAAUAAGGCAAUGCGUUCCUUAGAAUCCUGACUGUUUGUACACGAUGUUGGAUAUUGAGGAUGCAGAAACCGACCCGCAUUAUUUACCGCCACUGACUCCGACCCCUAGAUCCCUGGUGUUAUCGCAGCCGCAAUCUGCGCGAAGCGGCAGGACGACAAGCCGAUCUACGGUGGCCCCAAAGACCUUUGAUACAAAUAAUAUACCCAGAAGAACUCUCAAACAGGUAUCACGUGGUCAUCGGGAAUGGGCUUCCGGCCUUUGUGACUGUUGUGAGGACCAGCGACUAUGUUGGUACACAUGUGCCUGCAUGCCUAUUGUCAUAUGGACAUUAGGGGAACGGUUAGGGGAGUCGUACCCGUGUCCAGCGGCAUGGCUACCAGGAACUGGUGCUUCUUUCCGAACAAAGAUUCGAACUGUUGGAGGCAUAAAGGGAUCUACACUAUCUGACUGCUGUGUUAUAAUGUGUUGUUCCUGGUGUGCCGUGUGUCAGAUGACCCGAGAAGUGGACCAUAUGAUUGUUCAGCCGGAGCGCUUCGUCAAACCUAUCCUAUAAUCUAUGAAGUUGGAGAUAUAACACUGAUAUCAUUUGCUCAUGUUAUGAAAGGAGAACUCUGGCUUCUGUCGUGACAAAUUGUAAAUAAACCUUAUGAUAUAUUUUAAUACACAGGACUACUUAACUUGUUUGGAAAAUAAUACAUUGGCUGUCCUUCAUUUGUAAAUAUUUUUCCCAGACCGAAUGAACGGAGCUAUUGGAGUUAUUGCCGCGUUUUGUGACAAAUACGCCGGCAAUAUUUACAAUGAUUUUGGUUACAUAAAAAAUCAUGAUUAGUCUAUUCCGUUUGGUUAACCAUAAUGGUAUAUAUACCAUAAAUGGUAGUUUUGAAGACUUUGUUUUGAAGACACGGACAUCUCGCUUCCCUAUUGUGCCCACUAUUGUUCUCUGUAACAUUGUAAUUUCUUCCCUUUUAGAAUUCAGCAAAAAGCUUCUUUAUCAGUAUAUGUUCGACAGUCCGAUCUUUAGUAUGUAUAUUUUUAACUUUGUUUACACUGGUUUCUAUGUACUAGAAAAGCCCUUUUUUUACUAUAAGUUUAGUGGAUCAAAACUUAUAUGUAAUAUGAUCAAUGUAUCUUAAAGAGAACUUGACAAGUGAUAUAAUAAAACCCGUUAAUGUAAAAUAUAUAAAAAUCGGUGCGGUUUUGCAAUUUCAAUUAUCUUUCAUGCGCUGCCUCAAUCGAACUGACUCUGCUAUUAUGUUGCUUGGAUGUAUUCUUUGCUUCCCUAGGAUCUUCCUAUAUAUUAAUUUACUAUCACAAUAGCAAUCUUUAAGUGACAUAUGGCGGCCGUAAAAUGUUUUCUUCUAAAUUCAGUGUUGUGAUGUUAUCUAGCCCUUGAGGAUUAUGGUGUCCAUUCAAUAUCGAUUUAACAGAAUUUCGCUACAGCUGUUUAUACCAAAUGGAGGGCUGUUGUACUUUCCAUUACCUCUCAUAGACAGACUCUUGUCAAAACGAGUCUACAUUCUUGGCUUCCAAAGGUUUGUUAUCCUGUAAUCAUUGACAAUCGCUGUAUGCUUAUAAGUUAUUGUGUGCACCUAAAACUAUGAUAAUCCCGAUAAUACCUGAGCGGAUCCAGAGAAAAAAGUAGUGUUUAUGCAAGAAAAU
Mercenaria mercenaria is the source of this 1798-nucleotide messenger RNA. RefSeq names its product cornifelin homolog. The record is from RefSeq and is a predicted model, not a curated record. The coding region runs from base 183 to 692 and encodes 169 amino acids. The transcript is spliced from 3 exons. Lineage: Eukaryota; Metazoa; Mollusca; Bivalvia; Venerida; Veneridae.